This is a messenger RNA of Arabidopsis arenosa, 1230 nucleotides long. NCBI's taxonomy places the organism in Eukaryota, Viridiplantae, Streptophyta, Magnoliopsida, Brassicales, Brassicaceae. The record is from the annotation of a GenBank genome assembly.
ACUCUCUUCUUCAUUAUCUCCUUCCUCACGCUUUCUCUUCAUUUUUGAUUCUUCUCAUUACUCUGUCUUUGUCAUUCUCAACACGCCCUCUAAAGUUUCGUGACGAUUUCGAACUGUUCUUGUCAAUGGGGGUUGAUUACUACAAUGUACUCAACGUGAAUCCAACCGCAACCGAAGACGAUCUAAAGAAAUCGUAUCGAAGACUUGCGAUGAAAUGGCACCCUGACAAAAACCCAAUUUCAAACAAGAAAGAAGCUGAAGCUAAGUUCAAACAAAUCUCCGAAGCUUACGAUGUUUUAAGCGAUCCUAAUAAACGUCAGAUCUAUGAUCAAUACGGUGAAGACGGACUUACCGCGACAGAAACGGCGUCGUCUCAACAACAGAAUUACUCUUCUGGUAACAACAAUAACAAUGCGGGAUUUAGGUAUUAUCCACGUGAUGCUGAAGAUAUUUUCGCUGAGUUUUUUGGUGCCUCUGAGAAAGUCUUUGGUGGCGGUGUCAGCGGUGGCGGGAGAUUUAAAAGUGCGGAGGCGGGAAGUCAGACGAAUAGAAAAACUCCGGUGAAUAGGAAAGCUCCGGCGAUUGAAAGUAAAUUGGCUUGUACUCUUGAGGAGUUGUAUAAAGGUGGGAGGAGGAAGAUGAAGAUUUCCCGCGUUGUUCCUGAUGGUUUUGGAAAGACAAAACCAGUGGAAGAGAUCUUGAAGAUAGACAUAACACCAGGAUGGAAGAAAGGAACAAAGAUAACUUUUCCAGAGAAAGGAAACCAAGAACCCGGUGUUACUCCCGCGGAUCUCAUAUUUGUUAUCGAUGAGAAACCGCAUUCGGUUUACAAAAGAGACGGUAAUGAUCUGAUUGUAGACAAGAAAGUUUCACUGUUGGAGGCUUUAACAGGGAUCACUCUUAGCUUAACAACACUAGACGGGAGGAAUCUGACUAUCCCGGUUUUGGAUAUCGUUAAACCGGGGCAGGAGAUAGUGAUUCCUAAUGAAGGAAUGCCCGUUUCUAAAGAAGUUUCAAAGAGAGGAGAUCUGAUAAUCAACUUUGAGAUUUGUUUCCCCUCGAGGCUAACAUCGGAACAGAAGAUAGAUCUCAAGAGAGUUCUUGGUGGUAGCGGAAUUGGCGCUUCUUGAAUUUAAAAGUCAAUUCAGUGUACAUACAUAUACAGAAUUGAUCGGUUUUCGAUUUUGAUCUCCUCUCUUGAUGGCGAAAUAGUAAAGAGGAUUGAGUGUU